AUGAUGAGCUACGUACUGGACAGAACACAACCAUAGAUGAGAUUUGCAAACUUCCCAGCAUUCCAUUGUUGGACUCUAUUUUGGCACUGCCAAUUCUCAUCCCAAUCCCUCUAAUUGUCGAAAGAGCAAUACAUGAAUAUGGUUUCAUCUUUCGAUUCAUCUGCAUACACCAAUGUGCUUCAAAAUUGCAUAAAGAACAGGGAUUUCAUUGUUGGAAAGGCACUCCAUUGCAAUAUUUUAAAGAGAGAAGGAUGCUUAGACCUACUUUGCCAGAACAUUUUGCUCAAUUUAUAUGUUAAGUCUGAGUUAUUACAUGAUGCAGUUCAGCUGUUCGAUGAAAUGUCUACUAAAAAUGUGGUUUCAUUUGUAACAUUACCAGGACAUUUGCAGGCAGAGGAGUAUAUUACAGCUGUUGAAUUGUUUGUUAGAUUGCAUAGAGAAGGUCAUGAGCUGAACCCAUUUGUAUUCACAACAAUCUUGAAAGCGCUUGUGGGUAUGGAUGAAGCGGAGAUGGAUUGGAGCAUUCAUGCGUAUAUUUAUAAGCUUGGAUUUGACUCUAUUCCUUUUGUCGGCACUUCCCUUGUUGAUGCUUACUCUGUUUCUGGACUUGUUGAUUUUUGCAGGGACGUCUUUGAUGGCAUUAUUGACAAGGACAUGGUUUCUUGGACAGGGAUGGUUACUUUCUAUGCACAAAAUGAUUACUUUCAAGAAGCUUUGGGAUACUUCUUGUUAGUGAUCCUUGUUAUUGGAACUGCUGACAGUGAGAUGAAUGGUAAAUUCAGUGUAAGGUAUAUUUGUGUGCUAUCAUCAAAAGGGGGGAAAUGUUAUAUUCUAGGUGUUUUAAUGAUCCUCAAAAAUGCGGGGACCUGGUCCCUGGCAAAGUGCUCUCGUCUAGAUACAAAUGGGGGACCUGGUCCCAAGCAGAGUUUCCUCCAUCAGAGGUUGGUGAGGCGUCAGCGUGCUACACCAAUCAAAAUGGAGGAGGGUGUUUGUCUAAAAGUGAAUAUGUAUGCAAAACGUGGGAGUAUUAAGGAUGCUCGGUUGGUGUUUGAAAUGAUGAUUGAGCAUGAUGUUGUAACAUGGAAUGCUACGGUUUCAGCAUAUUCCGUACAUGGUCUUGGGAACGAAUCUCUCAGUAUCUUUGAGAGAAUGCGUAGAAUGCAUGUCAAACAUAAUCAAUUAACAUUUCUUAGUGUCCUUUCAGCAUGUAGCAAUUCAGGAUCUUUCUAUCGAGGAUAUGCCGAUCUCUCUUUGAUACUGGAUGAUUAUGGUAUUGAUGUCGAGAAUUAUACAUGCAUGGUAUCACUUUUGGGGCGGUUAGGUCACCUUGAUAAGGCUCAUAAACGGAUCGAAGACAUCCCAGUUGAGCGAAGUGUCAUGGUAUGGUGUGCUUUGCUUGGUGCAUGUGUUCUUCAUAAUGAAGUUGAUCUUGGGAAAACAGUUGCUCAGCGUGUGCUUGAAUUGGAAUCACAAGAUGAAACGAUAGUGUUGUUAUCAAAUAUGUAUGCCACUUCAAAAAGGUGGAAUAAUGUAGCUUUUGGUAUUUUCAAUCAAACUACUUGUGUCUACACCCCUCAACAAAACGGAGUUGUUGAGAGGAAACACAAGCUUUUGUUGGAGACUUGUCGAGCACUUUUAUAUCAAUAUAAUUUGCCUAUUUCUUUUUGGGGUGAGUAUCUAUUGACUGCAACUUUUCUUAUUAAUAGAUUUCCUUCCAAGAUUCUUCAACACAAGAGCCCUUAUGAGAUUUUGUUUGGUACUCCACCUUCCUAUGAGAAUCUAAGAUCUUUCGAUUGUGUUGCCUAUGCUUGCACUCUACCUAUUCACAGAUCCAAAUUAGAUCCUAGGUCUAUUUCAUGUAUUUUUAUUGGAUAUCCAGCUGGAAAGAAAGAUUUCAAGCUCCUAAACCUCAAAUCAAUGCAAAUGUUUGUUUCUAGAAAUGUUAAAUUUCAUGAAGCUAUCUUUCCUUUCAUUUCUCAAACUACAAAUCCUCAUUUCUUUCCUGUCAAUACUCCGUUACAUGUUUCGGAUGACUCUAUCCUUCCAGUUCCUACUCCUCCAAUUUUUCCGUUUUGUGAUACUUUCACUUUUUCUUCUUCUGAACACUCUCCCUCUCUUGCAUCUUUGGUGUCCCCCAAUCGAUCUUCUUCUCCUGUUGUUCCUGCUACCCUCAUUCCUACCAGAGCAUCUAAUAGAGCACACAAAACCCCUAGUUACCUGAAAGAUUAA
This is a messenger RNA of Solanum pennellii, 2229 nucleotides long. RefSeq names its product pentatricopeptide repeat-containing protein At3g24000, mitochondrial. The record is from RefSeq and is a predicted model, not a curated record. Gene Ontology annotation, molecular function: RNA binding; protein binding. Gene Ontology annotation, biological process: DNA integration; RNA modification. NCBI's taxonomy places the organism in Eukaryota, Viridiplantae, Streptophyta, Magnoliopsida, Solanales, Solanaceae.